AAGCAAGAAUGCGAACAUCUUUCGGAUUGUCGUCGGAAAGUUCGAAAGGAUCCAGACACUCAAGUUGUACAUCGCUACCAUAAGCAAUCUGUAGAUUUAUCCAUAAUGAUAAAUAUGCGCCAAGCUAUAAAUACUCUGUGUAAUAUAAUGUGUGCCACUUGUCGUUCUUGUACCUGGUGUAAAGAAAGAAAAAUUAAGUGCCAAAAAGAUAAUGGUCCAACUUGCGAGGCUUGUAUCAAAAAGGGUCAAGAAUGUGUUACACCAGAAAGUAUUAAAAAAAGGGGACCUAAGCCUCGAUUGUUAGUAGCCACAGCUCGGUCAAAUGAGCCCUCUAAAAAGCAAAAGAAUGAGCAUCCUCAAAGUUUAACUCGUUUGAACGAAAAUUCUCUUGAUUCCCAAUAUUGUAAGAAAUCGAGUUCAAGAAAUGAUUCUCUUUUACAGAAGAGAUUGAUCGAAGAUGUGAUGAUUAACGGAGACAAGGGUGGAGAUUACGAAAGAGAAUUAUCUCAAACAACUCAGAAUAAGGAUGUUUCAUACGAUUGCUCAGAAUGUAAGAAUAACUUUAAGAAUUCUCGUUUAAAAUUAAAUAAGUUCCUUUUCUUAUUGAUAGCCCGUAACACAUCUACAGUUUUCCCACAACUAUCAGAGUCGAUCAUGAUUAACGGACCUAAACUUUACGUUACAACAUUCAUAGCAAUGUCGCAGAAUGACUUUAAACAAAUUCCGAAAAAUCAUUCUGCAUUCUUCCCGAAUCAGAAGCAGACAUCUCAAGCAUCUGAAGUCGUUCAAAAUGACUUAUUGAAAGACGGAGAGAAAGAACAUGAUGACAUUGUUCAGUAUUGGAAUAAUUCUUGGGCUGAAUAUCUCAAGGAAAUUGGGUUAUGA
Cetraspora pellucida is the source of this 885-nucleotide messenger RNA. The record is from the annotation of a GenBank genome assembly. Lineage: Eukaryota; Fungi; Glomeromycota; Glomeromycetes; Diversisporales; Gigasporaceae.